This is a messenger RNA of Gregarina niphandrodes, 888 nucleotides long. RefSeq names its product putative transmembrane protein. NCBI's taxonomy places the organism in Eukaryota, Apicomplexa, Conoidasida, Eugregarinorida, Gregarinidae. The annotation marks the transcript as partial. The record is from RefSeq and is a predicted model, not a curated record. The transcript has a single exon.
AUGAUUUGUGAAGAUGAUCACCAAUUGAGGUUGAUUUUGGGAGUGCCGGGGGACCGUGGUCGAGCCGACUCGUUGUUGGACCGGUCAUUGGACCGACCUUUGUUGGAGAAUGGCUCAGGUGGCCAUCUACCUACAGACUCAAGCAGACCAGGCAAACAUUGUUCGGCUCCCACCGUCGCAUGGCACCUGUCGAAAGGGUUCCUCGGACUCGGUCUGUUCGUAGCGCCAUAUCUAGCCCGUGUAGGCGGUCCAAGCUUCGGAGUAAUUGUCUGUGUUGCGGGAUACUACUUGGCCCGGCAGGGUUCCGACGCCGUGUUGCGUUGCGCCGCUUCAAGAGACUACCCCACCUCCCUAGACGCGCUUGUACACCAGAGUCCAGGUGGCCUCGUCCUUCGAACUCUCGUCCGGACAUUCAGAACGGCAUCAAGACUUGGCACCGCCACUCUCACCCUAAUGUUCAUUGCCACCGCAGCUAUCCGACUUUUCCCCAACCAAGGUGGCUGGAGUCUACUCCUGGGGGCUGCCCUCCUCAUGGGUUAUACCCUCAGUGUUCAACGACCAGAAAAACUACGCAUCUGGGUCGCUGUGGCCCACGGCCUUGCCCUCGCCGGCUUCCUGCUCUUCUUCGCCACUUGUCUCUGGAUCCUCGCCACGCGGGUCGAGAAGGAAGUCGAGGCCAUCGAACAAAACAUCUUCAACCCCACCACCACCCCCUUCCCCACCACCACCCCCUUCCCCACCACCACCCCCUUCCCCACCACCAUUUCCGAUGGCACAGCUGCUGGACUCGCGCCACCCCAUCUCCUAGCAAACGCUACACCUCCCCCAUCCACUACUCACAUGAAGACUUCGAUCGUGAUGUCCACGCGUCCCGUGACCACUCAUCUC